AUGCGCUCCGCAUUCAAGAACGAGCACUCGUUCGAAAAGCGCAAGGCUGAAGCCGACCGCAUCCGCCAAAAGUAUCCGGACCGCAUCCCGGUGAUCUGCGAAAAGGCGGACCGCACCGACAUCCCUACGAUCGACAAGAAAAAGUAUCUGGUGCCCUCGGAUCUCACAGUGGGCCAGUUUGUCUACGUCAUCCGCAAGCGCAUCAAGCUCGCGCCCGAAAAGGCCAUCUUCAUCUUUGUCGACGAGGUGCUCCCCGCCACCGCAGCGCUCAUGAGUGCCAUCUACGAGGAGCACAAGGACGAGGACGGCUUCCUCUACGUAUCCUACUCGGGCGAGAACACAUUCGGCGAGCUGCAAGCGCUCCUCGAGGCGCCCGGAUCGCCCGGUCAAGCAAUCCUCUAUGAAGGCGCAGCGCAGCGCAGCGUCUUUGAAGCGCAGAAAGCGCAGAUCACUGGGGUCGACCCUGACGAGCUGGCCGAUCUGGCUCAUCUCGGCGCGUGGGCACGCCUUUGGGCCGGUUGCCGAUCUCACGCUGCCACCUCUCAACACUCUCAACGCCGGUUUGCUUGUACAACACCCAGAGGCUGCUCAGUUCCGACCAUCAUCAUCAUCUUCAUCGUCCACACCACCACCCUCGCUGGCUUGUCGAAGCAGCUCGACUUUCGACCUUCGACUCUCCACUCACAGCCGCAGCGAGAGUCCAGGUUCGUCAUCGGUCGCAACCGGACCAGUCUGCCCAUCAUGACUGAAGAGCGUCCCAAGGAACCCGAGAUCAAAGUCUCGCAAGACGGCAUCAACACCAACUUUAGCCUGUCUCCGCGCAUCGACCAGGCUCCCGCACGUCCCGUCGGCUCGGUCCUUCGAAGAUCGCAUCACCAUCACAAUCGCAACCACUCCAUCGACACAAAAGAUCGCACAAGCCCCAUCCUCGGCUUUGGGCCCUUGCAGUCUCACGAUCGUCUCUGGAGUGCAGCCGACCUUGGCGCUUCAGACCACCCCGUCGCUCCAUCCGAUGCCACUCCGUCCAUCUCGUUGAGCUCCCUGGAGCCCGGUCGCGCCCUCAAUGGCUCCUACGAUCCCGCAUCUGGCUUCUCCGCCUCCCGCUCCAAACCCGUCUCCGCCGCCCUCAGCGUUGGUGCGCGCAAAAUCAGCGGCGGCUCCGCCGGCUCCAGCAGCAGCAGCAGCAGCAGCACAGGCAGCGCCUCUCCAGAAGCCACCAUCUCGUCCGACUCGCGGCGACCCCACGCCCGCACUGCAGACCGCUUCCAGGUCAACGGCACAAAUCACCACUUUUCCGAAGGCAGCACCAGGCGUACCGCCUCUCCCGCCCGCUCCUUUCCCGGCGCUCCCAUCUCGCCCCGCCUCCAGUCCACCAUGUCGGCCCACGCUGGCCUCGCUCACGCACGCCGCACCAGCGCCGAUCUCUCUCCCGUCCCCUUCCGCGCGCCCUCACCCAUCUUUCUGCCUUCCACCUCGCCGCCAGCCGGCACCGUCAAUCCGGAUUCGCAGCACAGUUGGGACUCGGUAUGGCCGCGCUCUUCCACGCCCGACCGCGCCGAUCAGCUGCGCAGAAUAGGCUCCAUCUCUCCCGUCGCAGGUUCACCCGGUCGCUCGUCGCCCUCGACGCUCUCGGACUCGGUCAAUCUGUCGCAUUCUCCCUCGGCGUCGUUCGAGUCCAGCUCGCCACUCGCAGCUUCCAACACCAUCCUCGGUCGACCUCAGCCGCGUCGGCCCCACGAGCUGCGCGGCUCGUCGUCAUCGCCCAUCCUCCGCAUCAGCCCUGCCGCUCUGCGCGACAGUCACGACCCCGCCAAAAGCCCGCGCAGGAGCCUCGAGACCGCCCGCUCUGAGCCCGUCGUCAAGAUCGGCUUCAACCCUCCGCCUGCCUCUGCCGACGCACCCACCAUCCAGACUCCGGCAAACAGGGUGCUCUCGCCUGCCACCGAGGCCGUCCCUCACGUCGAUGCGGCCAAUGCGCUUGCCUCGCAUCGCUCCGGCGGUGCGUCUCAGUCCUGGGCGCAAGAGAGGGCCGAAUCACCCUCGGCCACCUUUGCAUCGGAUCCCAGGAAGCGUACCGGCUCUGGUUCGGGGCCAAUGAUGCAAGGCCUCCCACUACCACCGAGAACUCCAUCUCCCAAGAUGUCGCCCACAUCGCCGCGGUCCCCCUUCCUGGAACUUGCUGGCGCUUCCACUGCCGGGCCGAGCUCCUCCAACAUGGGCCUCAGCGAAAGCCCGCCCAAGACGCGCAGCUUCAUUGCCAUGCCGCCUAGAUCCGGCUACGAGCUCAGCGAUGAUCCAGAUGACGUCGGCUCCGAGGAAGACGGCUCCAACUCCGAGAGGGAGAGCGUCGGCACCAACGACGAGGAUCUCGAGGGCUCCGAGUACGACGACGACGACGGCAUCACCGAUGCCGAUGCCAUCGACGAGGACACCGAGCACACACCUGACCACGAUGCCCGCCAAAAGUCGGAAGACGACAACGACCAGGAAUCGCAGAUCAGCGAUGUUGUGCCUGAGCGACCCACGCUGCCAAAGCGGCCAAGCCUCACGCGCUCCGGUGUGGUGCCGCCGCCAAUCACGGUCUUGGAUCACGUUCGCAGCCCCAUGGAUCCGCUCGCGCAGGCCGAAAGCUCGGCUCGCGCUCUGGCUGCUCAGAAAGGGUCGACGGGCAGUGCGAUGCUCAACUUCUUCCGUGACGAGCCUAGCGCUCAAGAGGCACAGCAGCUCGCCAUGGCGAGCGAUGUUGACGCCGUGAUGCCCUCGGCGCUCGGCCUGGAUGCCGGCGACGCACAGCCCCUGGACGCCGCCAUGGACGAAGGCCUCGGCGGCGGCGGCGGCGGCGGCGAGGACAACGAGGACGAAGACGAAGACGACCAAGGAUUCGGCAUGGGACCCGAGCACGCCGAGGACAGCCUCAACACGCUCGAGCGCAUCUUCCUGUUUGCCAAGAGCGAUAUGGCGUACCACCGCGUGCUCGUCUCGCAGUCGCUGCCCGAGUGGAUCCGCGAGGUGGAGCUGAGCGAUGCGGUCGAGUACAUCAUCCCGCUGCUCAACGGACUCGCCACAGACGAGCUGGAUGUGUGCGCAGCAUUUGCGCCCGAGAUCGGCCGCGUCAUGUGGUUCUUCUUCCGCAACUGCCCGAUCGCCGAGCUCGCCGACGAGUCGAGCGAGAUGCAGCAGAACGGCGACGACGCGCAGCCCGAAAAGGCAUCGCGUCCACGCAUCAGCCUCGCCGCCUUCACCACGCUGCUGUGUGCACUGCUGCUCAACCAAAACACCAUCAUCGCCGGAGCCACGCAGCAGUCGUUGGUUCAUCUGUUUUACAGGCUCGAUCGACGCGAUCUCGAACUGUCCAAGGAGGAGCUCGCUGAAAAGAGCGACCAAGAGGUCAAGGCGCGCCAGCAGGAACAGGACCUGGAGAGCUACGUCACGCACGCCUCGGGUCGCGACGGACAGCCGGUCCCGCACGAAGAGUACCAUUUCGACGAUCAGGCCAGGGCGGCGGUCAAGACCGAGCUACUCGAAAACGUCGCGCUCGCGCUCGCGCACAUCAACCAUGGGCGUGGCGAUGCAGAGGCCAAGGCGGACGAGAGUGCGCCUCUCGAGCACGGCGCCGCUGACAGCCAUGUGCAGAAGGAUGCGGCUGGGGAAGCCAUGGACGAGGAUGCCGCCGGCGAAUCCGAGUCGGUGGAAGCGGUCAACGGAUCGGGCGAGGCCGACGAAUCGAACAGCGACGCCAUGGAAGAGGAGCACGAGUCGCGCGACUCGGCGGCGUCGUGGAGUCAGGGCGGCCACAUGUUUGGCAACGACAGCGAUGGCUCUGCGAGCGACGUGCAGAUCGACGAAGACGAAGAGUCUGCAGUGGCUCGCAUGGCGUCGGUGAGCCUGCUAUCGGCCUUGGCUGCGGACGAACUCAUUCCUCAGGAAGCGCUGAUUGGGCGAUUCGCGCCCGAGGUGCUCAAGCUGAUCGACGACGGCGCGUUCUACGUGCGCAAGGAGGUGGCGAGCUCGCUGGGCCCGCUGUCGCGCAACAUGUCGACGGAGACAGUCAAGCAAACGGUGCUUGGUGCGCUGCACAAGGCGAUCCACGACCGCAACUGGCACGUGCGGCAAGCGGCGUGCUUCUCGCUGCCUGCGGUGUUAGGCAAGCUGGACGAGGAGCUGCGGCGCGAGCAGACGCUGGUCAUGAUGCGCGCGCUGGUGAACGACGUGUCGAGCCACCUGCGCAUGGCGGCGCUCGAGAUCAUCGGCGAGGUGAUCUACAUGUUCCACGGCACCGCGGUGGGCGUUCCCGAGGAGCUGGUGCGCUUCUUCCUGGGCGAGCCGUUCGAUGGACCACCGCAGCAGGGCGACGCGUCGCUGACGUUUGACAAGACGAGCGAUCCCGAAGGCACCGAGGCGCUGUUCGAAGAGGAGAGCGCCAUGAUGAUGGACGAGGCCGGCUCGGAGCUGGGCGUGGGUGUGUCGUCGCGCGCGGAGCACGAUGCGCUGCUGGCGAGCUUCGGGUAUGGCCAGGAGGGGCAGGAAAGCUCGAUGAUGGACGCGGCGCCCUGGGAGCAGAACUUCCGGGGCAACAAUUUCGACCCGGAACGGCCGCUGGUGGUUGCGUACAAUCUGCCUGCGGUGGUGCUUACGCUGGGGGCAGAGCAGUGGAGUCGGCUGAAGCAGGCGCACGCGGAGCUGACGCAGAGCGACAAGCCCAAGGUGCGCAAGAGCCUUGCGGCGUCGCUGCACGAGAUCGCCAAGAUUGUGGGAAAGGAGGCGACGCGCGACGAUCUGCUGCCUGCUGCGACGCGGUUCGUGACGGACGAGGAGGCCGAGGUGCGCACGGCGAUGUUUGAGAACAUGGACGUGCUGCUCACGUGCGUGCCGCAGGCGGAGGCGGAGAAGAUGCUGUGGCAGAUGGUGUCGCUGUGGUCUUCGGGCUCGCUGCGCGACUGGCGGCUGCGAGAGCGGCUUGCGCUGCACAUUCCGAGCAUGGCCAAGCAGUUUCUGCUGUCGGACGAGGAGGGCAAUCUGGUGUCGUUGAUGCAGUUGGCGCUGGCGGAUCCGAUCAGCGCGGUGCGGGACGCGGGCGUGGUGUGCGUGCCCAACCUGUAUCGGGCGUUUGCGGAGCACGACCAGGUGAUCGCCGACGGCUUCCUGGGCAUGGUGAGCGAUCUGGGCGACAGCGUUGGAUACCGACUUCGGGUUGCGUGCCUGCUGUGCAUCGGAGCGCUAGUGGAGGCGGGGAUGCAGCGGUCGUCGUGCGAGCUGCUGCUGCUGGGCCGGCUGAGCGCGAUGGGCGAAGAUGGGGUGGUGGAUGUGCGCAUCGCGCUGGCGCGCACGCUAGGCCAAAUGUGCCGCAAGGAGGAGCUGUACGCAUCGGGGCAGUCGCGCAGCAAGGAGCUGAACCGGCUGAUCGCCAAGCUGGCGCACGACGAGUCGGAUGAGGUGCAGCAGCCGGUGUCGGGGAUCUUGUCGAACGAGGAGGUGGCUCGGUACGCUCCGCAGCCGACGAGCGAGGAGCGCACCCGACGCAAGCUUGUGCUCGGCCCCGCUGACGGUGGACCACACCGACCGUCGGGCGAAAGCGGCUCGAUGAGCCAGUUUGUGGAUGCCGAGGGCGACGAGGGCGAUGCGCAUGUCUUUCGCAUGGACGAUGACGAGGAGAGCGGCAGUGUGGAUGCGCCAGCGUCCGGUGCGGGCGAGCAGGAGGCUGCCUCGAGCGGCGAGUCUGGGCAGGGCGAGGCGGAAGGCACGACGACGGCGUCGGUGUCGCAGUCUGCGCAGCACCUGGAAAUGUCGCGUGCGAGCAUCUUUGGCGGAGUGCAGCGGCAGGCCGAGAGCGGGUUCGGCUCGGACUGGGUGAACCACAACCGGGCGGCGUUGUUCGACUAUGGGGAGAACGAGGAGGAGGACGAGGAUGAAAGCGACGACGACGACGACGACGACGGCAUCGAGGAGGAUGGAAUUGACGAGCCUCACCAUCUGCUCAACGUGGACCGGGACUCGAGUGGGUCGGGCGAGCUGAUCGAGCACGAGACGCUCAACGAGGACGAAGGGGAGGCUUGCGAGCGCAACGCAGCCGGAGAGGAUACACAGGCGGAAGCUCAGAAUGCAGACGACAGCAUGAUGGAGGAGGAGGAGAGCGCGGCGGAUCACGGUCUCACGCUGUCGUCGCCGCAGCGAGUGCUGGAGGGUGACGGCAAGGGCGGCGAGGGCGGCGCAGGCGAGAGUCCGAGCCGAGUUGGUGGGACAACGGCAGCAGCGGCAGCGGCGGCGAAAGCAGCGGCGACGAGUGGAGGCGGAUCCAAGGCGGCGGAUCCGUUCCUGGCGUUUGUAGCCGGACGGCGGUCGCAGGAUCUUCCACGGCUGCAGACGGGCGGCGGACGCGUGGGUGGCAUGGAGAAUGCGAGCAAGCGGUCGCGGCUGGCGAACGGAUCGGCCGGACCGGAGCGCGCGCUGGCCGAGUCCGGAGCCCAAGACGGCGAAGAGGGCGAGAUGCUGCAGAGUCCCAACGGCGACGACGAGAUGAUGGGCACACGCUUCCACUCGAAGAACUCGGGCGACUGGUCGCAGCUCAGCGGCAUCGUGGCGCCCACCACCAACGAGAGCCGGGGCAGCACACCCGAGGGCGGUGGGGAAGACGACUUUGUGCGCGUGUAG
Molecule: messenger RNA, 6648 nt
Organism: Moesziomyces antarcticus
Lineage: Eukaryota; Fungi; Basidiomycota; Ustilaginomycetes; Ustilaginales; Ustilaginaceae
Product: autophagy-like protein 8
Exons: 4
Coding region: 1-6648 (2215 amino acids)
Biological process (GO): protein dephosphorylation
Molecular function (GO): protein phosphatase regulator activity
Source: RefSeq, a predicted model, not a curated record